Molecule: messenger RNA, 1968 nt
Organism: Phytophthora nicotianae INRA-310
Lineage: Eukaryota; Oomycota; Peronosporomycetes; Peronosporales; Peronosporaceae
Exons: 1
Coding region: 1-1968 (655 amino acids)
Source: RefSeq, a predicted model, not a curated record
AUGGAUAGGAAGCGACUAUGCGUGGAGGUGGUCGGCGCUCGCAAUCUCGAGAGUCCUCAGUCCGUGGACGCCUACUGCGUGGUGGGGCUGUGUGACAUCAAGCCCAGGAAGGCGCUCGGGCGCCCGCGCCUUGCCGCAUCGCCUAGUUUCCGCUCGUCGACUGUGACAGCUUCUAACAACCCCACUUGGGGUCAUGUGGUCGAGUUCGUGGUGCCUGCUCGUCCUGCGAGCGCGCGACUGAGAGUGCAGCUCUUCAGUGAGAAAAAUUUCUUCUUUGACAUGUUCCCAUCGAGUAGCAAUUCGUCCGAUGAGGAAGGAGAGAAACUGAGGGAUCAAACGGACUACACAGCAAAGGAACAGUGGAGGAGCGCAGUGUCCAAGCCACAGAUCUUUGUCAAUGGAGGCAAAGGGAUAUAUGACAGCGACAGUGAUGAUGUCGUGACGCUUUCGGAGGAGGAAGAUGAGGAUGACGACCAGGUUAUUGAUGAGGACGAUGUCUGGCCGGUAAUUGAAAAGGAGGCACUUGCUGCAACAGAAAGUAUUGACGACGAGCUAUUGGGUGUUGUGGAGAUCAACUCGAGCUUGUUGUGUAAGCCAUCGAGAGUUGUAACCGACUCAUGGUACUGUCUCGGCGGCACGAGGACAGGUGAGGUGCGGAUUCGCACCAUUUGGUAUGAAGGAGCGAAACGAGUUCUAACGGUACAGGAUCGAGAGGUGCUGUUUGAGGAGCAAGUGAAACAUUCGAUGACGAAGUCCAUGAGCGAUUUCUACGGGUUUAACAUAUCUGAAACAGCUCGAGAGGAGUGGGUACACUUGCGUUCCUAUCAGGAUUGUCGCGAGGAGAGACGUGUCGAGGACUGGACAAAAUUAUAUGGCACUCAAUUCCCAGAGCGGCUACGACGCUGCUCGUAUAAGGAGAAAGAUACAGAGGAGAAGACGCUUCUUAUGCAGCUCGCUCGGGCUGGAAUCCCGCGUCACUUGCGAGAACGUGCGUAUUUUAAUCUUUCUGGAGCGAGUGAGAAGCAGGCUAAUGCAGGACCGAACUAUUACGCAGAGUUGGUGAAGAAAGCCGAGACGAUGGAAACGGAGACGUUCCGCCAAAUUGAGCUGGAUAUUGACCGCACGUUUGGACACUCGGGAACGACGAUAUGUUCCGUGUCAGGACGUGAUCAGCUGCGACGCAUACUUCGAGCCUACUCUCUCCGCAACCCGUCCGUUGGUUAUUGCCAAGGACUGAACUUUAUUGUGGCGUUUCUGAUGCUGAUGGCGGAUGAAGAAGUUAUUUUCUGGCUUUUGAGCGUCUUCUGCGAAGAUUUAUACCCUGGCUAUUAUUCUCCAGCGAUGAGUGAUAUCCAGAGAGAUAUGUUGGUGCUGAAGCAGUUGAUCGCUGAGGAACUUCCUCAACUGGAUGAGUUCGCGGCGGAGGUUGGCCUACCGUUAGAGCUGCUGGGCUCGCAGUGGUUACUAUGUUUGUUCACGAUGACGUUCCCGAGCGAGACAGUAUUCCGUAUUUUUGACUGCAUCUUUACGGAGGGCUCAGCUUUCGUGUUCCCUGUCAUUAUGGCGCAUUUGAGGCGGAUGGAACCGAUAUUACUGGAUCUUGUGGAGUUCCACGACGUGCUGUCUUCAAUCAAAGACGCGGAGAGUGCUUGCAUCGAUAGCGAUCUGUUUAUGACAGCAGUAUGCAAAGAAGCCGAAAGUAUCACGGCCUCUCGAGUUCAGAAGCUUCGGGAACAGCAAUGUGGAUCUGUACGCAGCGAAAUGGAGCGAGCUGAACGUGCUCGUGCGUUUAACCAGCAACUUGCUGUCGUCUACCAGAUUCCUGCAUUCUCUACUUAUGCUGCGGGGCUGCUUCGCUUUUUCCAUGAGGAAGCAGAAGGAUCCUCACGCUCGGAUGUGGCCUUCGUAUUGACGAUGCUCUGCCAUGGACUCGUGUGGCUUGCAGAGCACUCUAAGCGAUGGAGCUAA